AUGGGCGCAUCAGAAUCGACCUUUUCCACCGCUCAGAGGCCGAACGAUGAGAUUACCACAGUGUCCGAGAGGACUGAAGUCGUCGAUCCUAUCCUCCAGCGGCUCAAAUCCCUCAAAAUCGCGACUCCGAUACUAACAUCAGAGCCUGCCGAGAGUAGCUUAUCGGACAUUUUAGUGAGGAAAUCAUCAUCGUCUUCAAAUUCAAGUACAAUCAACCCAAAUGUUUUGCUUGAGCUCUUCUCUAUGUACCGAGAUUGGCAAGAGAGAAAGGCAAGGGAUAUUAGUGUAAGACAGGAAGAUAUAGAAAAUAAGAUAGAAGUUGCUGAUGCGUUGGCUGUUAAGCUGCUUCAACGUUACAAUGUCUCUGUCUCUGCCAUGAAGACAACUUCACAAAAUCUAUCAGAAGUUGAUGCAUUACAGGUUGAACUUGGAGAGUUGAAAGGAAGGCUGACUGAAGUCAUUAGUAACUGCGAUGCAUUAUGCAAAAGAAUUACAACAGAGGGACCAGAAUCCCUUCGGUCAUCUAUCAAGCCUUUCUCAUCAUCUCCUCCAGAUUUAAGUACCUCCAGUACAUUGCCUUCUGCCCCAGAUGAAAGUCAGCUUUCCGCAUCCUCCACAACAGAUAUAGCUACCCCUCAUACCUUACCUUCUUCAGAAACCAAUACAAAUGAAGAAAAUUCAUAG
Molecule: messenger RNA, 684 nt
Organism: Oldenlandia corymbosa var. corymbosa
Lineage: Eukaryota; Viridiplantae; Streptophyta; Magnoliopsida; Gentianales; Rubiaceae
Source: the annotation of a GenBank genome assembly